CACUCGGCUUCCGGGGGAACGUACGGCUGCUGUACUCGUUCCUUGCGGGACUGGGGGUGCUGAGAAGAUCCGGGCCGGAGGGUACUUGCUUUGUGGGGUUAGGCGGCCACAGCCGCCUCUUUGGGAAAGUGCAUCGCAUUCACCGUUGCUGGAAGAGGCCCUAUUUACAACCCUGGAGCAGAGGGAGAGUGCUGCCAUGGCGGCUCCUGCGCAGCCAAAGAAAAUCGUGGCCCCCACGGUAUCCCAGAUCAACGCGGAGUUCGUGACCCAGUUAGCAUGUAAAUACUGGGCUCCCCAUAUCAAGAAAAAAUCACCUUUUGAUAUAAAGGUCAUUGAAGAUAUAUAUGAGAAAGAAAUUGUCAAAUCAAGGUUUGCCAUCAGAAAAAUAAUGCUCUUGGAGUUUAGCCAGUAUCUUGAAAAUUACCUCUGGAUGAAUUAUUCUCCAGAAGUGUCCAGCAAGGCCUAUUUAAUGUCAAUCUGUUGUAUGGUGAAUGAGAAGUUCAGAGAAAAUGUCCCUGCAUGGGAGACUUUCAAGAAGAAGCCAGACCACUUCCCAUUCUUUUUCAAGUGUAUCUUGAAAGCAGCAUUGGCUGAAACUGAUGGUGAAUUUUCACUGCAUGAACAGACAGUCUUACUGCUUUUCCUUGAUCAUUGCUUCAAUAGUUUGGAGGUAGAUUUGAUACGAAGUCAAGUACAGCAGCUUAUCUCCCUCCCAAUGUGGAUGGGCUUACAGCCUGCACGAUUGGAAUUAGAAUUAAAAAAGACACCUAAGCUAAGAAAAUUCUGGAACUUGAUUAAAAAGAAUGAUGAAAAGAUGGAUCCCGAAGCAAGAGAACAAGCCUAUCAAGAAAGAAGAUUCCUUUCGCAGCUCAUCCAGAAGUUCAUCUCUGUGCUCAAAUCUGUCCCACUUUCUGAACCUGUCACUAUGGACAAAGUUCAUUACUGUGAAAGAUUCAUUGAACUUAUGAUUGAUCUAGAGGCCCUACUCCCCACAAGGCGCUGGUUUAAUACCAUCCUGGAUGACAGCCACCUUUUGGUUCACUGUUCCCUUUCCAAUCUUGUUCAUAGGGAAGAGGAUGGCCAUCUUUUUUCCCAGCUGCUGGACAUGCUUAAGUUCUAUACUGGUUUCGAGAUUAAUGACCAGACGGGAAAUGCACUGACAGAGAAUGAGAUGACUACAAUUCACUAUGAUAGAAUUACUUCCCUGCAGAGAGCUGCUUUUGCACAUUUCCCUGAACUCUAUGAUUUUGCCCUCUCAAACGUGGCAGAAGUAGACACUCGGGAGUCCUUGGUCAAGUAUUUUGGACCUCUCAGUUCAAAUACACUCCACCAGGUGGCAUCAUACCUCUGCUUGUUACCAACUCUUCCUAAAACUGAAGAUACAACUUUUGAUAAAGAAUUUCUUCUAGAAUUGCUGGUGUCUCGUCAUGAACGUCGAAUUUCUCAGAUUCAGCAGUUGAACCAGAUGCCUUUGUAUCCAACAGAGAAAAUCAUUUGGGACGAAAAUAUUGUCCCAACCGAGUACUAUUCAGGGGAAGGUUGUCUUGCUCUUCCCAAGUUGAAUUUGCAGUUUUUGACUCUUCAUGAUUACCUCCUAAGGAACUUUAAUCUCUUCCGCUUAGAAUCAACUUAUGAAAUUCGUCAGGACAUCGAGGACAGUGUCAGCAGAAUGAAGCCGUGGCAGUCUGAGUAUGGUGGCGUAGUGUUUGGUGGUUGGGCGCGAAUGGCUCAGCCCAUUGUGGCUUUCACCGUGGUUGAGGUUGCCAAACCCAACAUAGGUGAGAACUGGCCAACCCGAGUCCGUGCAGACGUGACCAUCAAUCUCAAUGUCAGAGAUCACAUCAAAGAUGAGUGGGAAGGCCUUCGUAAGCAUGAUGUCUGCUUUUUAAUUACUGUGCGCCCCACAAAACCGUAUGGUACCAAGUUUGACCGCAGGAGACCUUUUAUUGAGCAGGUGGGCCUGGUUUACGUCCGAGGCUGUGAAAUCCAGGGCAUGCUGGACGACAAAGGACGUGUCAUUGAAGACGGGCCCGAACCCAGACCCAAUCUUAGAGGAGAGUCGAGGACAUUCAGAGUGUUUUUGGAUCCAAACCAGUACCAACAAGAUAUGACCAACACUAUUCAAAAUGGAGCAGAAGAUGUAUAUGAAACUUUCAAUGUAAUAAUGAGGAGAAAACCAAAGGAAAAUAACUUCAAGGCCGUGCUGGAGACUAUUCGGAACCUGAUGAAUACUGACUGCGUGGUACCUGCCUGGCUGCAUGACAUCAUUUUAGGUUAUGGGGAUCCAAGUAGUGCACAUUAUUCAAAGAUGCCCAAUCAGAUUGCCACCCUGGAUUUCAAUGAUACAUUUCUCUCCAUUGAACAUUUGAAGAACAGCUUUCCUGGUCAUAAUGUUAAAGUAAUUGUGGAUGACCCAGCUCUGCAGAUACCCCCUUUCAGGAUAACUUUUCCAGUAAGAAGUGGAAAGGGAAAGAAAAGGAAAGAUGUGGAUGGGGAAGAUGAAGACACUGAAGAGGCAAAAACCUUAAUAGUUGAACCUCAUGUUAUCCCUAAUCGAGGUCCUUACCCUUACAACCAGCCCAAACGUAAUACGAUUCAGUUCACUCAUACACAGAUAGAGGCCAUCCGUGCUGGAAUGCAGCCUGGGCUAACUAUGGUUGUGGGCCCACCCGGUACAGGAAAAACAGAUGUGGCAGUUCAAAUCAUAUCCAACAUAUACCACAAUUUUCCAGAACAGAGGACUCUGAUUGUUACUCAUUCCAAUCAGGCCCUGAACCAGCUGUUUGAGAAAAUCAUGGCAUUAGACAUCGAUGAGCGCCACCUGUUGCGUCUCGGCCACGGAGAGGAAGAGCUAGAGACGGAGAAAGAUUUCAGCAGGUAUGGAAGAGUUAAUUAUGUCCUGGCUCGAAGAAUAGAACUUUUAGAAGAAGUCAAACGAUUGCAGAAGAGUCUCGGGGUUCCAGGAGACGCAUCAUAUACUUGUGAAACUGCAGGUUAUUUCUUUUUAUAUCAGGUAAUGUCUCGUUGGGAGGAAUAUAUCAGCAAAGUGAAAAAUAAAAGUAACGCAUCGCCAGAUGUUACAGAAGUCUCCACUUUCUUCCCUUUUCAUGAAUAUUUUGCAAAUGCCCCUCAACCCAUUUUUAAAGGUCGAUCUUAUGAAGAAGACAUGGAAAUUGCUGAAGGAUGUUUCAGGCAUAUUAAGAAAAUCUUUACUCAGCUUGAGGAAUUCAGGGCCUCUGAACUGCUUCGAAGUGGGCUGGACAGAUCUAAAUACCUUUUGGUGAAAGAAGCCAAAAUCAUUGCCAUGACCUGUACUCAUGCUGCCUUAAAACGACAUGAUUUAGUCAAGUUAGGUUUCAAGUAUGACAACAUUUUAAUGGAGGAGGCUGCUCAGAUUCUGGAGAUCGAGACUUUUAUACCUCUUCUUCUACAGAAUCCUCAGGAUGGUUUCAGCCGACUGAAACGAUGGAUUAUGAUUGGGGAUCAUCACCAGUUACCUCCAGUCAUUAAGAACAUGGCCUUUCAAAAGUAUUCAAACAUGGAGCAAUCUCUCUUUACUCGCUUUGUCCGAAUUGGAGUUCCUACUGUGGACCUUGAUGCGCAAGGGAGAGCCAGAGCAAGCUUGUGCAACCUCUACAAUUGGCGAUACAAGAAACUAGGCAACCUUCCCCAUGUGCAGCUUUUGCCGGAGUUUAGUACAGCAAAUGCUGGCCUGCUGUAUGACUUCCAGCUCAUCAACGUCGAAGACUUCCAGGGAGUAGGAGAGUCUGAACCUAAUCCUUACUUUUAUCAGAAUCUUGGAGAGGCAGAGUAUGUAGUGGCUCUCUUCAUGUACAUGUGUUUACUUGGUUACCCUGCUGACAAGAUCAGUAUCCUAACAACUUAUAACGGGCAAAAGCAUCUUAUUCGUGACAUUAUCAAUAGACGAUGUGGGAGCAAUCCAUUGAUUGGAAGACCAAAUAAGGUGACAACUGUUGACAGAUUCCAAGGUCAACAGAAUGAUUAUAUUCUCCUUUCUCUAGUACGAACCAGGGCAGUGGGCCAUCUGAGGGAUGUUCGUCGCUUAGUGGUGGCCAUGUCUAGAGCAAGACUUGGACUUUAUAUCUUCGCCAGAGUAUCCCUUUUCCAAAACUGUUUUGAACUAACUCCAGCUUUCAGCCAGCUCACGGCCCGCCCACUUCAUUUGCAUAUAAUUCCAACAGAACCUUUCCCAACCACUAGAAAGAACGGGGAAAGACCAUCUCACGAAGUACAGAUAAUAAAGAAUAUGCCCCAAAUGGCGAACUUUGUGUACAACAUGUACAUGCAUUUGAUACAGACCACACAUCAUUACCAUCAGACUUUAUUACAGCUACCACCUGCUAUGGUAGAAGAAGGUGAAGAAGUUCAGAGUCAGGAGAUAGAAUUGGAAACGGAAGAAGAGGGCAUGCCUGCGCAAGCUGACGUACCCAGUCCAACAGAUGCCAGCUCUGGUCCAGAAACAUUCGCCUCUCCGCCUGACACCACCCCCAGUCAGCCUGACACCACCGCCGAUCAGACAGGAGCUGGUUCCAGUCCUGACAUCACCUGUGCUGCAUCUGAGGCCCCUGCUGCUGGGGCGGGACCUGAGGCUGUGCCAGCAGAGGCUAAAGGCUGUGCAGAUGCCACACCUGCCCCAGAGGAGACCAAAUAGCCAAUUGCUAGCCUUUUUGAGGGAAACAUUUCAUUUGCAAAGUCAAAGUAAAGUUACUUUUUGUAUUUUAUAUUUGCUUUUGCCAUUUUGAAGCUAAUAAUUAAUGUUCAUUCCUUAUUUUUGUUAAUUGAUCAGUGCCCUUCUUGGAUAUGUUUGUAAAAAGUAUAUGUAUAUGAACAACACCAAUUUCAUUUGUUCCUUUGGAAGGUAAAAUAAUCGUUCCUUUGAUAUUUUUCUCAUUAACUGAGUGUAUCUGUCAUCAUACCUACAUUAAAAUAACUUUUUAUAGAAUAUGUAAGGCAUACAUUACAUUUUUAGUGAACUUCAACAAGGAAACAGAUAGAACAUACUGGAAAUAAGUGCCCCUAAGCAAGUGUUGAAACUGGGGAGGAAACGGUUUCUUCUCUCAUAGUACCAGAUGCUCAAGUUGUCUUUUUUUUAACCUUUCUUUCUUGAUAUAAAGGCAUUAACAGCCAUAAGAUAUAGAUUUUCAAAUCCAUCAAAGAGAUUACAUGUAUUUCCUUCCCCAAAAUGUCAUAAUCUGUCAGAAUCACCUAGGGUGUCUCUUCUUGGGGUCACUCCAGAGCUAAUGAAUCAGAAUCUCAGGGUCAGGGCCCAGGAAUCUGUACUUCAGCAGAAGCCUAGAACGUUUGAGUUGCAGGCACAGUGGCAUCAGGUAAGGUUGGUGAGUCUGAGCCAGGAUUUGUCAUUCAGCUCAGCAAGCAGAAGCUGGCAAAUCCAUCUGGACAGGAAGAAAGAUCCAGAGUGUAGGCAAUGAGAGGCAGUGAACUUGGCUCCUGUGUGCAAGGUAGGAUUCUGCAGUACCGGCAGAGGUUCUGAGUUUUCUGCCCCGUUUAGUUCUCUUCAUAGAUAACCAGCCACAAGGAGAUACUAGGAUCUUGAUACUCAAGUGUGGUUUGCAAAUCAACAGCAUCAUUGUCCACUGAAGCUUGUUAGAAAUGCAGGCAUUUGGGUUCUACCCCAGACCUAUUGAAUUUGAAUCUGCAUUUCUGUGAAGUCCCCAGGUGAUUCCGAUAAGCACGGUGUAGUUUGAGAAGCACUGUACUGAGAUUACUGUGCUCGCCUCACAUGAAUGGUGGUAGAAUUAACUGAGUGUGACUAAUGUUUUCUGACAAAGACUUCUGCUUGUAAGGCCCCUGCACGUGGCAGUCAGAGAAAGAGGUGAAUUUGUACAUACGGGGAAGGAGGAAUUGCCUCCAGUUCCCUCUCCCCCAUUCUACCAUCUGCUGGAGCAGCAAGAGAAGCAUUUCCCCAAAGAAUCUCCUCUAGCACAUGUACCUAUGGGCUUCACCAGGUCCAAAGAACCUUUGAUGAAAUAAAAAAGAACUGCACACUGCUACUGAAAUACUUCUGAUCCUGACAUUUUGAAGGAAUGAUCAAUUUAUUAGGAAACUAAACCCAGAAAGCCAAGUCAAUGAUACAGUAUUUUUAAGUGACUAGUGUUUACUCAACCCAGCCAGGCUGUGGUGGACAUGAUUCACUCACCUUACAGUAUGUCUUGCUGCGUCAGAACCCAAGUGUAAUUGUUGGGUAAGGAAGGAAAAUCAAAGUGAUGGGAUAAUGAGGGGAGUGAAAUGCUAAGGAAACUGUACUCAGAAACCUAGGUCUGCUUGUUGUCCCAGUAGGGAUUGAGCCCGAUAGUCUGUUAUGUAAUUUCUCUGAUAAGAAUUUGAAGGCAGGUGUUGUGGGCGUCUACAUGAGCUAGCACUCACAGAAUUAUUUUCAUUUGUGAAAAUGGAGUAUCAGACUAAGCAAAAGGGAAAGAAGCUUUACUGUAUUAGUCUUUCCUAGGAAAGGUGGUUUUUUCCUCUCUGUCCUUUCGAGGGCAUGAAUCAUGAUACCUGCAACCAAAAUAAGCAAACUUUGAUGCUGCUGUCUCAUUGAGUAAACCGUUUUCUGGGUCACAUACCUUUUUCUUUGCUGCUUGAUUUCCUGUCAGACUCCAAAAAUUUUUUAAUUGGAAGAUAGUUGAGUCCUUUGCCUUUGUCAAAGAAAUGUUAAAAAGGAUUAGGUGGUAGUAAUUGAAUUAUUUUAAAUUGUUUAAUCACUGGAAAGGCCAAUGGGUUGCAGUUAACUAUAGAUUUUUUUUUUAAGGAACUUAAGAGAGCAACUCAUUUUAAAUAAUGAGGAAACAGAAUCAGACAGACGUAGCCAGGGUGACAAGUGUGGAAGAGUGGGAGAGCACCCAAGCCUACAGUCCCAGGGGACUAUUUUAUUUAUUUUUUUCAGUCACAAGCACACAAGAGUGAUUGUUUCAUAAAUUCGAGAGUUUUCUAUUUUAUUUAGGGUUAGAACAGAUACAAAUACUCUAGCCAUGUGACCAUUUCACAUUAGUGUUCCCAUUGCUCUCCCUCCUGCUUUUCGUAUCCGAAUAUGCAGUGAUUCGGAAUCUAUUUUUAAAAGCAAGCCAAAAAGAUUCAUGCAAAAAGAAAGAGUGUGAAAUGAAGCAAUUCAAGUAUUUAGACUUUUUUCACCAAAAUGCUGAGUUAAGAAAGUUUAUUACCAGCAGUGGAAAAUAAAUAGCUCCAUUGAUUUGGGCGAAUGAAUGAGAAGAUCUAAACAUCCGGUCUCUGAUAGAAGUUGGUGUGAUGAUAAAAGUUGAGAUGCUUUGCUGGAUCCUGGGAGAAAUGGGCUGUUUAUACUACCAUAGAAAAUAAAGUUGUUUAUAGUUAGGAGACAGCAUACUGUAAAGUUGACCUUGGACUCACUCAGACCUGGCUCAAAUUUUAACCUAAUUUACUCAUCAGCAUUUGGACUGACCUUGGACUGGUUUUAUAACCUAAGCCCUAGUUUUCUUUAUGUACAAAAUAAUGAAAAGAUUUGUUUGUUUUUUCAUGAGGUAAUUUGUAUGAAAAUAUCUGGCCAAGUAGGUACUCAGUAAAUAUUAGUUGCUGUGUCUCUACUUUUCCCCAAAUCUUGCAACAAUGUAGGAUUUUGCCAACCCAUCCUCUGACAUGGGUGCUAGCUGUGCCCCCUAUCUGGGGAGCAUGGAGGAUGAUGAAGAAGGGGACGGGUGGUGGCGAUUGACCUUUCAGGAUCAAGAAUCAGGUCUGCUGAUUGGGAACCUCUGACUCCGUCCGUCAUGACAGUGAGGAUGGUCUCUGCCGCAGUGAAAAUCUGGGCACUGAGAACUGUCAGUUCUGAAGACUGAUAACUUCUGUCAGUUUUGAGUCCUGUACUCUCCUGCCCCAAAUCCCCUAUAUUGUUGUAGUUACUCAGUUUUGGGCCUUGAAUGCGCUUUUCCCUGUUUAUCUUGAAGCCACUCAAAUGGUAUUUUUAGAGAUUUUUUUUCAAUUAAAAUGAAAAAAGAUUUUCAAAAAAAUGCUGACCCUUUUUCACAUGCCAGAAGAGCAAUUAAAGACAAGCAGUGCCUUGCUUCCUGAGAAAAAUACUUGGCAGUUAGCCUUUGUAUAAUUAUGAGGCAAUCAUGUUAAUAGAUGUUUAAGAAUAAUACCACUGGAGCUGUACUGAGCCAAGGAUGGAAAUGAACAGGAGACCAUAUUUCCUUCAUCCAUCGGUGCUCUUUAGUGCCUAAGAAAGAGCUUUAAUUCAGUGGGAUCCAGACACUCUGGGUGCUUUCAUUUUUCUUCCUCAGAACACACUAGAGCUCCGUCCCCGGGAGCGGGAGCAUGAUGCAGAGCACAAUGGGGUCACUUCUGACCAACACUGGUGAGUGUUGUUAAAUUAGCUCUCUCCCUUUCGGCUUCUACUUAUUGCCGUGGCUCCUUAAACUUUUGCACUUAGAUGCAAACAUGCUGAUCCCAUUAUUUCUUGAUAUAUUUCAUAGGAAACACUAAUCUUGAAACACACUCUUCAAAACCUUCUCCAUGGUCGAGUAAGCAUGGGAAACAAGUGAUUACUCCCCUUCUGUUAAAUCACUAGGUAUUGUUAGCUAAUUAAAAGUCCUGGGAUUUCUGCUAGACAAAAAUCAUGUUUAACUAUUUAACUGAGCAUUUCUCAAACUGACUUGCCCAUAGAACUUU
This is a messenger RNA of Phyllostomus discolor (pale spear-nosed bat), 8676 nucleotides long. It is a transcript of the gene AQR, whose product is annotated as aquarius intron-binding spliceosomal factor. Bases 197 to 4672 code for a protein of 1491 amino acids. The record is from RefSeq and is a predicted model, not a curated record. Gene Ontology annotation, biological process: mRNA splicing, via spliceosome. NCBI's taxonomy places the organism in Eukaryota, Metazoa, Chordata, Mammalia, Chiroptera, Phyllostomidae. Gene Ontology annotation, cellular component: catalytic step 2 spliceosome. Gene Ontology annotation, molecular function: mRNA binding; helicase activity. The transcript has 35 exons.